UCAAACAGAACGGAAUAUUUCACCGGUGGCGAAGCUUAGAGCUUAGGGCGAGUGAUUAAGACUAUUCAGAAUAGGUGGUUGAAAUAAUAAACAGUUGGAUUAAAACGUUUAUGAAAAAUGGAUGACACAUGGCGAUCGCAAGCGAUCGUCCUGAGUGUUUUUGGGUUUCUGAGGGACUUCCGGCCGAGUGAUCCAUUUAUGGUGCAAUUUUUGACUGGAAAGUGGCACAAUUUGACGUCGCAGGAGGUGAAUCAGGAUAUUUUCCCCGUUGGGACGUACUCGUACGGGACCCAGCUGGUGAUCACGUUCCUCAUAACGGACUACUUCCGGUACAAACCGUUGCUGGUGCUGGCUGGGAUUGCCGGGAUGCUGCAUUGGGCCACCAUGAUCUGGUGCACCGGAAUUCGGUGGCUGCAACUGUCGGAAGUUUUCUAUGGGACGUUGAAGGCGGCUGAUGUGGCCUUUUGGUCCUACAUUUAUGCGCGGGUGGAUCGAUCGCGGUAUCAGAAGAUAACGUCCUAUACGAAGUCUUCGUCGAUGGUGGGGAAGUUUGUGGCCGCUGUUGGAUCUCAGGCGUUACUUUUUUAUGGCUUGGUGGAUUAUUUGGAUCUGAACUACGUUACCAUGGGAGUUCAGGUCGGCAUAACCGUAAUUGCCCUGUGCCUGCCGGCGGCUCCCAAGAGUAUCUACUUCAAUAGGAGGGGAUCGAGUGAAACGACCGGGGAAUCAACGGUUACAACUACGGCAGAAUCGGCGGAUGAUGUUGUGGAUCCACCGAAACCAAAGGACCUCUCGGCGUUGGAGUUGUUGUGGUUUCACGUGAAGACUGCUUAUACGAAUUGUACGGUCUUGAGGUACAGCAUCUGGUAUGCUUUGUCAAGCUGCGUCUACUAUCAAACGGUACUCUACGUGCAGGUUUUGUGGCGAACGAUCGGAUCAGCUGAGGCCGUCCAUUGGAAUGGAGCCGUUGAAGGUUUGCUGACGUUGUGUGGAGCUGUCAUCACUUUUUCGGCAGGAUAUGUCCCUUCUAAGGCGUUGAAGCUUCGGAACUCCCUGGCCGCCUUGAGUUGGAUUUCGUUUGCUCAGGGCGGAAUUUUACUGGCGGCGGGGUCAGCUCGAAGUAUUUGGGUGGCCUAUGGAUGUCACAUUCUGUACAGUAUACUGCAUUCUUUUACCAUGACACUCCUCAGUUCGGAGAUAGCAAAGCACAUUUGCAGGGAUAGUUUCGGACUCAUAUUUGGCAUCAACGCCACCGUGGGAUCUCUGUUGCAGAUGCUACUCACAAUAGUAGCCGUUGAUGGUGCUGGUCUGUUCCGGAUUACCAUUAAUUGGCAAUUUGCCUUGUACGGAGCUGUGUGCUGGAGUCUGGGAGUGCUUUUCUGCGUAUUUUGGAUGAUCGAGCUUAAAAGUUGGUGGCGAUGUGUGUUCUUCGUACUCAAAUCGAAGCUAGGAUCCAAACAAACCCUCAAGGUUACAACAGUUCCUAACGAAGCCAAGAAGUCAACAGUUCUUAGCGUUUAGACGGGAGAAAAUACGAAUCUUCGAGAUACCCUCCGACUAAGGAUUCUUCAUGAAGUUCCACCUAAGAACAUUGCGACACUGGUUUCUCUAAACAGCUGAAGCUCUACGUUUUUUCUAGAGCUUGCAGACCAUUGUGGCGUACACCUGUGCACGGAUUUCACCCCGUGGAAUCCGUCAUGUCAUUCAAAUGUCUCACCGCACAAGACUUCGAAUACGUGAUAAGAUCCGCCUUAUAGAGUUACACUGUUGCAGCGGCGCAGAGAUGUUGGCACGUGAAACGUGGCGAUCCUUCUUUAGAAUAACAAAUCAUGACGUUUGCCAUUACCUAGUUAGUAUUAUUAAGAUGAGGGAAAUAUUUUGACAGUCUUGUCAAUCCCUAUCUGCGAUGCAAUCGAAGAAAGAAUAAAGUUAUACCUCCACGAGCCAGGCUCAAUGUUACCUAUGUAUACAAUGUGAACCAGUUAGAAUCAGUUAUUUAGAGUACGAAGUUCACUUUGCAGUAUGCAUGUGGAAAGCAGAAACAAAAUUAAUGUGGCGUAACGUGUUUUUGACGUUAAUCUAGCGAGCAAAUAAAUGUAAAUAAA
Uranotaenia lowii is the source of this 2105-nucleotide messenger RNA. Its product is annotated as thiamine transporter 1-like. NCBI's taxonomy places the organism in Eukaryota, Metazoa, Arthropoda, Insecta, Diptera, Culicidae. Gene Ontology annotation, molecular function: vitamin transmembrane transporter activity. The record is from RefSeq and is a predicted model, not a curated record. The transcript is spliced from 2 exons. Bases 118 to 1521 code for a protein of 467 amino acids. Gene Ontology annotation, cellular component: plasma membrane. Gene Ontology annotation, biological process: vitamin transport; transmembrane transport.